Symbiodinium sp. CCMP2592 is the source of this 2079-nucleotide messenger RNA. The record is from the annotation of a GenBank genome assembly. NCBI's taxonomy places the organism in Eukaryota, Dinophyceae, Suessiales, Symbiodiniaceae.
AUGAAGUUCCUUUGUCUGUGGCUGCUUCCCUGGCUCCAGGCCGGCCAUGUUGCUGAGGGAGAUGUUGCACUGAAGAGGUCCGAAGAGGCAGAGGCCCUGCAAACGCAUGCGGUCUCGUCCGUCGUCGAUCUUUUGAAGGCAAUGUCAAAGACCAUCGCGCAAGAGAACGAGGAGGACCAGAGAAGCUACGAGAAGCUUCAAUGCUGGUGCUCCACAGAGAAGAAGGAGAAGACGGAGACCAUCGAUGAGGGAUCGGCGAAGCUGGCGGAGGUUGAGUCGUCCCUUGACAGCUUGGCGGCUUCCCGCACUUCUCACGAGAUCCGGAUCAAGGAGCUGCAGCAGCAAAUUGCUGAAGGGCAAGAGGCCCUGGAGAAGGCCUCUGCCGUCCGCAAGGAUCAGAAGGAGAAGUUCGACAGUUACGAAGCUGACACCACCACCUAUUUGGUUAGCUUGAAGGCAGCGAUCGAAGUGCUCACAAAAAAGACGGGGCAGACGGCCUUGCCACAAGUGUCUGCUUUUAUGCAGAUCUUCUCGCAACCGUCGGCGGCCACGGCCGUGAUUUCGGGAGAGGAGUCAGAGGCCGACUCGGACUCCCUGACCUUGCCGGAGUCGGAGGACGUCAGGACGGCGGAGGCGGCUUUUGAGGCGCCCGGGCCCGGGCCCCCCAUGGGGAGGCUCCGAGGAAGUGCGGAGGGGCUCGACGCCACAGAGGGUUGGUCCGCAGAGGAAGAGGCCGUGGUGAAUCGGGGCCUCGGCGCUGCCAUGUCCUUUGCGCAAUCGGCGCAGGGGCGGAGCGUAGAGCUGUACAGUCCUGGCUCUACUGGCGAGCUUGUCGGCAUGUUCCAGCAGAUGCUGUCGACCAUGGAGGAGGAUCUGAAAGAUGCACGGACCAAGGAGAGCCAGGCGGCUGCAGACUCCGAGGAGCUGCGGCAGGCCCGGCUCCAGGAGAUCCAUCAGGCAAACAGCAUGGUGGACCUGAAGAAGAGAGAGAGGGCACACGCCGGCGAGGCGAUCGCCCUGGCCAAGGCGGACAAGAAGCAGCUCGGCAAGGUGGUGGACACAAGCCGGGAGUCUCUGGCCACGAUCAGCAAGCGCUGUGAGGACUCCGAGCGGGGGCACCGCCAGCGCAUGGAGGCACGGAGCCGGGAGGACGCAGCCAUCCUCGAGACUAUCCAGGUCUUGACUGACGGUUCGACGGCAGUGAGCUUCCUUCAGUUGACUGCGACAGCGAGGAGUUCAGGAUCCGCCACCGCGGAAGUUCUGGCCAUGAGCGAGAGCGACUCUUUUGGCAAAGUCCGAGAUGCAAUCGAUGGGAUGGUCCGUGAACUGAAACAGCAACAGCGCCUGGACGUGAAAGAGAAAGACUGGUGCAAGCAGGAGUUCUUUGAGAACCAGAAGGCUGCCAAUGCUGCAGCAGAUCACCAGACUUCCUUGGAGCUUCGCUCUUCUCAGAUGGAGUCAGACAUCAAAACUCUGCAGGGGGACCUGGACCACACCAGCCAAAAGCGAGAGCAGCUGAAAGGACAGCUGCAGACGGCUUCGGAGGAGCGCAAGGAGGAGCAGAGUGCCUUCCAGAAGACGCAGUGGGACCAGCAGAUGACACUCCGCGCCCUCCGACAGGCUUUCCGAAAGCUCUCCGGUGUCUACGGACCAGCGUCCUUCCUCAGCCGGCCGCGGGAGGCCGCAGGCUACCGCAAGAAUCAGAUGGGUGGAACGGUCCUGAAGCUGCUGCAAACGCUAAUGGCUGAUGCGCAGGACCUGGUCGACAAGGCGGCGCUGGCAGAGAACGAGGCCGAGGUCAGCUAUGGUCGUUUUGUGGAGGAGACGAAAACAAUGCUGGAGUCACUUCAAGCGAACACGCUGGCAAAGUCGCGGGCGAUCGCGACAAGCAAGAAGGAUUUCGUCCAGACUGAGCAGGAUGUCAGGCUGAAUGCUCAGGAGCAGCACGACCUGGCAGUGCAGAAAGCUAAUCUCAAGGCCCAGUGCGACUCCUUGAUCAAGAACUUUGACGAGAUAAGCAACAAACGGCAGUCGCAGAUUGAGGCGCUGACCCAGUCGAAGGUGGUGUUGGCAGACUGA